AUGAACGCGGUCAGCAUCGGGGAGUUCCACGGCCUGCGGCUGUGCUCCGCCCUGCUCAGCAUCGUGGCUGGGUGCAUCAUCAUCGGGGUGUCCCGCGACUGUGACGCCGACGCCGUGGGGGGCAUCUUCCUGGGAGCUGGGGGGCUGGGUCUCCUCAUCUCGGUCUAUCCCUUCAUACGAGCCUGGCUCAAUUUCCACCACAUCCUGCCCACCUUAGGGAACUUCCGGGUCCACCCUACCCCCACCAUCACUGGGCCGGAGCAGCCGGCUGAGAUGCUGAAACGGGAAGCUACGCAGAGCCAGCUGAACAUUGAACGCUCCAAGAGCAGGAUGGGGGCAUUCCAGGACAUGCCAGCAGCUGACCUCGCACCAGACGAGGGGCCUUCAUCCGACGUUCCAGAUAUCAUCGCACGUCGAAAGACCAAGCAGUCUCCUGAUCUAGAGAACUCAUGA
Megalops cyprinoides (Indo-Pacific tarpon) is the source of this 453-nucleotide messenger RNA. RefSeq names its product kinocilin (gene kncn). The transcript has 5 exons. The coding region runs from base 1 to 453 and encodes 150 amino acids. Lineage: Eukaryota; Metazoa; Chordata; Actinopteri; Elopiformes; Megalopidae. The record is from RefSeq and is a predicted model, not a curated record.